Messenger RNA from Fomitiporia mediterranea MF3/22, 536 nucleotides. RefSeq lists its product as uncharacterized. NCBI's taxonomy places the organism in Eukaryota, Fungi, Basidiomycota, Agaricomycetes, Hymenochaetales, Hymenochaetaceae. Bases 126 to 470 code for a protein of 114 amino acids. The record is from RefSeq and is a predicted model, not a curated record. The transcript is spliced from 4 exons.
GUCGAUGGUGGAGAUGUUCGGACGAUCGAUACGCUGCUGAGGUGCAUGUGUCGCCAUUGGGUGAUGACUGGCAUAUUAGCUUAGUUUUCUCACAUAAUAGCAUAGACGGACGAAAUGCCUUCGCGAUGCUCGAGUUGUUCCUUGAGUUUCUAAAGCAAGAGUUGGAUAACGAGUCGAGUCCUAGCCCCAUUUUCGAUUGGGGAUACGAGGUCGUUAAGCUUCCGCCACCUGGAGCGUUUGUCAAAACUGUCGUAGAGAGUGGAACCCCUCCUGACAUUUCUUCUUAUGAUUCUAAUGCCCAGAAGGACGGAGGUUCGGGACCUUCGCCUAUAAUUCCUUGGACGUUCAUGCCUCGUCCAACAAGCGAAACAGGCGACGUAACUCGCCUCGUCCAAUUUUCACAGGAAACCACAACAAAACUCCAUGCGCUCUGUCAGAAGAAAGGAAGGACAAUCACCUUACGCAGCUAAACACGGGUUUGAGAGAUUUGAUGAAGUUUUUGGAGCGUUUAGGAAUGCGACGGAUUAUCCCAUCCC